AUGGACGAGAAGACCGAAAAGAUUGAUCCCAUUGCUGUGUGCGAGGAGAUUGUGAAAGCCCCUCUAAGUAGAAGUGGGACGUUAAUUUCUGGAUACGAAUACGAAGUCAACACACAUGAACAUGAAGAAGGACCCGAACCCACUGAAGAAGAAUACAAGACCUUACGCGAGGUCUCUGACAAGGUCCCGUACGCUGCUUACUUGGUCAUUUUGAUUGAGUUUUGUGAGCGAUUCACCUAUUACGGCUUGAGUGGUCCAUUUCAAAAUUACAUCCAAUAUCCCGAUCCAGGCGAAUAUCCUGCCAAACAGCCCGGUGCUAUGGGUAAAGGUCAACAAGUCGCUACAGCCUUGACAACUUUCUUUCAAUUUUGGUGUUACAUCACUCCGAUUCUUGGUGCCAUUGUGGCGGAUCAAUAUCUUGGAAAAUACCGAGCUAUCCUCGUUUUCAGCUUUAUUUACUUUGUCGGCUUGAUCAUUCUCACAUGCACAUCCAUACCUGCUGCCAUUGAAUCGGGCGCUACCUUUCCUGGUUACAUUGUCGCCAUUAUUAUCAUUGGUCUUGGUACUGGUGGAAUCAAAUCCAAUGUCUCGCCUUUGGUUGCUGAGCAAUACCGUAGCCGUUCACCUUUUGUUCGCACGCUUAAAGAUGGAACUCGUGUUAUUGUGACGCCUCAAGCCACCUAUCAAAAGAUCUUUGCUCUCUUCUACUGGGGUAUCAACGUCGGCUCCUUAUCAGCCAUUGCUACCACUCAAUUGGAAAAGAACAUCGGCUUUUGGCCCGCUUUUCUGUUGCCAACUUGCAUGUUCAUCCCUGGUAUCUGCGUCAUUAUCCUUGGUCGCAAACGCUAUGUACAAAAUCCACCUCGUGGUUCCGUAUUCGUGGAAGCUGGCAAGCUGUUCUAUAUUGCAAUGACCAAAACACGUAACCUUGAAGCAGCCAAGCCAUCCAACCUCGCUGAGACGCAUCCCGAGAUCGUGGUCACCUAUGAUGAUGUCUUUGUUGAUGAACUCAAGCGUACCUUACGUGCCUGUAUCGUCUUUUGCUGGUUCCCAAUCUACUGGUUGUGCUAUUCUCAAAUGACAAACAACCUUAUCUCUCAAGCAAGCACCAUGCUUACAGGCAACGUGCCAAAUGACAUUAUGCAAAACAUCAAUCCCAUUGCAUUGAUCAUUUUCAUCCCUGUCGUUGAUCGUAUUGUAUACCCAACAUUACGACGAUUUAAUAUUCCUAUGCGACCCAUUGCUCGUAUCACAAUCGGCUUCUUUUUCGCUGCUGUGGCCAUGGGCUAUUCAGCUGGCAUUCAAGCCAAAAUUUACAGCACGCCACCCUACUAUGAUCAUCCUCAAGGCCAAAACUGGAUUUCAGCUGCCUAUCAGAUCCCAUCAUACUUUUUCAUUGCUCUAUCCGAAAUCUUUGCAUCAAUCACGGGCCUCGAGUAUGCUUACAAGAAAGCACCACAAUCCAUGAAAUCCAUUGUCAUGGCUUUGUUCUUGUUGACCAACUGCUUUGCUUCUAUUCUCGCGUUUGCCCUUGUGUCGGUUGCUGUGGAUCCCAAGCUCACUUGGAUGUAUACGGGUAUCUCGUGCGCCGCUGGCGUGUGUACGGUUCUUGUGUAUGUAUUCCACCACAAGCUCGAUGAGAAUGAUGCAAAGGACGAUAGCAUUGGUCGCAACCAACAACAAAUGGAGCAAUACCAGACCAAGGGUCAAGACCAGGCAUAA
Messenger RNA from Lichtheimia ornata, 1722 nucleotides. RefSeq lists its product as uncharacterized. Gene Ontology annotation, biological process: transmembrane transport; oligopeptide transport. Gene Ontology annotation, molecular function: tripeptide transmembrane transporter activity; dipeptide transmembrane transporter activity. Lineage: Eukaryota; Fungi; Mucoromycota; Mucoromycetes; Mucorales; Lichtheimiaceae. Gene Ontology annotation, cellular component: fungal-type vacuole; plasma membrane. The transcript has 7 exons. Bases 1 to 1722 code for a protein of 573 amino acids. The record is from RefSeq and is a predicted model, not a curated record.